UUCCCUGAAAUGGCAGAGGCUCUGGUUAAGUUCUUCUUACAGAGAUUGGAUUCUCAAGAGACUCAGAUGGAGACCUUCGCUGGUCUCGAUGAUCAAAUAGAAAGAAUAAAGGGCUUACUCAGGGAGAUUGCUGAGUUUUUUGGAGACAGAGGCAGUAUAAGUCAUGUUGCCUUUAGUACUUGGAUCGACAAACUUAAAAAAAUAGUCUCCGACAUGGAUGACCAAGUUGAUGAGUUCAUCAUUCAGAUAGAUAGGCAAAUUGGAUCUGAUAGGUUGGCAUCCACAGAAUGCUUCAGGAUUGAGCUGCAGAAGAGUGAAUCUAGUCUUUUUGAAACCAUCCAGAGAAUUAGAGAACUCAAAAAUUCAACCGUCACAAAAGAAGAAAAAAGAGAGAAAGAAGAUAGCAACGAACAAUCCCAUGGAAGGGAAGAAGGUAAGAUGAGACUCAGUUCAAAUACCAUUGAAGGACCGAAGGAAGAAAAUGAAGGUAACAUGGAACAAUUCCAUGAACAGGAAGAAGGUCAGACAUUAUCUGCAUCUUCCUCUGUUCCAUUCAAAUUAAAAUACGAUAGCUUACCUUAUUACCUUCAAUCUUGUUUAAUGUAUUGUUGUAUAUUCCCGGAGAAUUACUGGAUAAACAAGGGGAAAUUGAUUCGGUUGUUGGUAGCCGAAGGCCUGACACAAGAAAAAACAGGGCAAUUAUUAGAGGAUGUAGCAGAAGGCAAUAUAAAUGAGCUGGUCAACCAGGGAAUGCUUAAAUUCAAGGAAGAGCACCCAGGGAGUAGACCUACAUUUACAGUUUCUUCUCCUUACCGCAAGCUCCUUCAUGAAAACUUUAAAACUGGUCAUGCCAAUUCAAAUUCGACUAUCCCCCAUAUAGCAUGCCGCGUUUUAGCUUCAGAUAUGACAAAAAUUGGGCACAGUUUGAACAAUCUCCGACCUCGAUCUUUGUUUUUGUUUGGGAAUCAAGGACAUUUUGAUGGACAUUGGCUGGAUUUGACAUGGGCAAAGUUUUUGCGGGUGCUUGAUCUAGAAGAUACCAAAAUUAAGAGCUUACCAGAUGAAGUGGGGGAUUUGGUUCACCUGACUUAUCUGGGCUUAAAACACUGCCAGGCAAAUGAACUUCCUGCAAGACUUGGAAAACUACGAGCACUGCAGACUUUGGAUAUCAGAUGGUGCUGGAAAUUAUCAGCAGUGUCACCUGAUAUCCUAAAUCUUGCAGGACUAAGGCAUCUCAAAAUGUCUUGCAUAAAUGGUAGUGGGAUGAAACUACCAGAGGGAAUAGGUAGAUUAAGAAACCUAUUGACACUAACUGGUCUGUGUGCUGGAGGUGGCAUUGCAGGAGAACUAGACAGGCUGACACAACUAACAAGACUGGGGGUAGCAGAUGUUGCUGAAGAGAAUGCCGCUCAGGUAUAUGCCGCCAUUAUAAAGAUGCAAGGUCUUCUUUGCUUGUCUCUAGAAGCACACCAUGCUUUCAACAAGCAACAACUUGUGCUCUUGGAGUUGUUCUCACCUCCACCUCUUCUUAGGAAACUUCGUUUAGAGGGUGCCCUAGAAAAGAUACCUAGCUGGCUUGGUUCAAUGGAAAAGCUUACAAAGCUAAGACUAGGUUUCUCUCAUUUAUCGGAGAUCCCAAUGUUAGUUCUUCAGAUCCUACCUAAUUUAAAAAUAUUAACCUUGUGGCAUGCUUAUGAUACAAAGCAGCUCGGAAAAGAAUUCUGCAAAGCUGGUGGAUUUCCCAAGCUUGAGGUUCUCAGAAUUGCUUCUUAUGUUCUUGAGGAAUGGACAGAGCUUGAAGAGGGAGCACUGCCAAGCUUACAAUGCCUCCACUUCCACAACUGCUCGAGUCUAAGGAUACUCCCUGAAGGUUUGCAAUAUGUCACUACUUUGAAGCAGUUGAAGCUGCUGCCUCUGCUCGAUGAACAUGCUGAAAGGUUAAAACCUGAUGGUGGAGAGGAAAAUUACAAGAUCAGGCACAUUGCAACCAUAUCAUUUAUCCCUAUGUCUGUUUUGAGUUUGGUUUCCCACCCCUGCCACCAGACUCAAGAGGCAUCUGAAGAUUGAAAUAGUGGCCUAUCUUUGCUAUUUCAAUUAAAAUGUAAGUUGCUCUGUUAAUGAUGGAGUUUCCUAAAUUUCUACACGCUUUUUAUUAGUUAUCAUGCAAGUAUUCAUGUAUUGUAUUCUCUCUGCUGUUUGUUAUUGAUAAGAGAAUAUUUAGGUAUAUGAUAAUUUGAGAUUCCUACA
Messenger RNA from Ricinus communis (castor bean), 2247 nucleotides. RefSeq names its product disease resistance protein RPM1. The transcript has a single exon. Lineage: Eukaryota; Viridiplantae; Streptophyta; Magnoliopsida; Malpighiales; Euphorbiaceae. Gene Ontology annotation, biological process: defense response to other organism. Bases 10 to 2067 code for a protein of 685 amino acids. The record is from RefSeq and is a predicted model, not a curated record.